Messenger RNA from Vitis riparia (riverbank grape), 1851 nucleotides. RefSeq names its product THO complex subunit 1-like. NCBI's taxonomy places the organism in Eukaryota, Viridiplantae, Streptophyta, Magnoliopsida, Vitales, Vitaceae. The transcript has 17 exons. The coding region runs from base 68 to 1570 and encodes 500 amino acids. Gene Ontology annotation, cellular component: THO complex part of transcription export complex. Gene Ontology annotation, biological process: mRNA export from nucleus; regulation of DNA-templated transcription elongation. The record is from RefSeq and is a predicted model, not a curated record.
UCAAUUUUUUUGGUUAUUACUAGACAUUGUGCUGUAUCUUUGUGAGAAAGAACAUGUUGAGGGUGGUAUGAUAUUCCAGCUAUUGGAAGAUUUAACAGAAAUGUCUACAAUGAGAAACUGUAAAGACAUCUUUGCUUAUAUAGAGAGUAAACAAGAUAUAUUGGGGAAGCAAGAGCUCUUUGCACGUGGAAAGCUUGUGAUGCUGAGGACGUGCAAUCAACUUCUUCGUCGUCUGUCAAAGGCAAACGAUGUGGUUUUUUGUGGACGAAUUCUCAUGUUUCUGGCUCAUUUCUUUCCCUUGUCCGAGCGUUCAGCUGUGAAUAUAAAGGGGGUUUUCAACACAUCUAAUGAAACAAAAUAUGAGAAAGAUGCCCCUGAAGGAAUUUCUAUUGAUUUCAACUUUUACAAGACUUUUUGGAGUUUACAGGAACACUUUUGCAAUCCUGCUUCUAUAUCUCUUGCUCCUACCAAGUGGCAGAAAUUUACAUCCAAUUUAAUGGUUGUGUUGAAUACCUUUGAAGCUCAGCCUUUGAGUGAUGAAGAGGGCAAUGCUAAUAAUCUGGAGGAAGAGGCAGCAACUUUCAGCAUAAAAUAUCUUACAAGCAGUAAACUAAUGGGAUUAGAGUUGAAAGACCCAAGUUUUCGACGCCAUAUUCUUGUUCAAUGCCUCAUAUUGUUUGAUUAUCUGAAGGCCCCUGGAAAGAAUGACAAAGAGCUGCCAUCUGAUAGUAUGAAAGAAGAGAUUAAAUCUUGCGAAGAGCGUGUGAAGAAACUGCUUGAGAUGACCCCACCGAAAGGGAAAGAGUUUCUUCAUAACAUUGAGCAUAUACUAGAACGUGAAAAGAAUUGGGUAUGGUGGAAACGUGAUGGUUGCCCACCAUUUGAAAGACAGCCAAUAGAGAAGAAAGCUGUUCAAGAUGGUGCCAAAAAACGGCCAAGGUGGAGAAUGGGAAAUAAAGAACUCUCUCAGUUGUGGAAGUGGGCAGAUCAAAACCCAAAUGCUCUUACUGAUCCACAGCGUGUCCGCACUCCUGCUGUCUCAGAGUAUUGGAAACCCUUGGCUGAAGAUAUGGACUUAUCCGCUGGAAUUGAAGCUGAAUACCACCAUAAAAACAACCGGGUUUAUUGCUGGAAAGGUCUUCGAUUUGCAGCUCGGCAGGACUUGGAUGGAUUUUCUAGAUUUACUGAGUAUGGAAUUGAAGGGGUUGUGCCUAUGGAACUUUUGCCUUCAGAUGUCCGGUCCAAAUAUCAAGCUAAACCAAGUGACAGGUCUAAACGUGCUAAAAAAGAAGAAACAAAAGGUGCUGCACAACAAGCAGAGGAAAACCAGAUCGCAACACCUGCGAGUGAGAUUGAUGGGGAGGGAACCAGAGUUGAUCUUGAAGCCUCAGCAGCACCAAUGGACACUGAUGUCACAGCCACAACUCCAACAGCAGAUGAAAAUCAGAAGCAAAGCUCUGACACCGAUGCGGGUCAGGAGGCAGGGCAGUCAGAAGCAGAUGCUGAAGCAGAGGCUGGAAUGAUAGAUGGGGAGACAGAUGCAGAGGUUGAUUUAGAUGCAGUUGGCUGAGACAUGCAGGACCGGCUUUCUGGACUGGCCUUAGUAGUUGACCCAAAGCCAAAAUUACAGUGCUAGCUGUUUAUCUCUCUUUACUAAACAAGGCAGUAAGCAUUAUAUCACUGAUAAAUGCAAUUUUUUAGGAACAUUUCUUUGUAACAUUAAUUCCAAACUUAUAUAAAAUUGGCGCCUUCUAACAGCUGCCAAGAUCUUUGUAGAUCAUCCAGGUGGUUGCAGAUCACAUUCACUGAUGAAUAUUCCAUUAUCCUUGCUGUAUCAUGUGAGUGUUGAUA